AUGACAAAGAAUUUUAUCGUCACUUUAAAGAAGAACACUCCAGAUGUGGAGGCUAAAAAGUUUUUGGAUUCAGUCCAUCAUGCAGGAGGUUCUAUCGUACACGAAUUUGAUAUCAUCAAAGGCUACACAAUCAAGGUUCCAGACGUCCUUCAUUUGAACAAGUUGAAGGAAAAACACAAUGAUGUCAUUGAGAACGUUGAAGAGGACAAAGAAGUUCAUACUAAUUGA
Saccharomyces mikatae IFO 1815 is the source of this 228-nucleotide messenger RNA. RefSeq names its product Pbi2p (gene PBI2). Gene Ontology annotation, biological process: vacuole fusion, non-autophagic. Gene Ontology annotation, molecular function: endopeptidase inhibitor activity. The transcript has a single exon. NCBI's taxonomy places the organism in Eukaryota, Fungi, Ascomycota, Saccharomycetes, Saccharomycetales, Saccharomycetaceae. The coding region runs from base 1 to 228 and encodes 75 amino acids. The record is from RefSeq and is a predicted model, not a curated record.